Messenger RNA from Pseudogymnoascus destructans, 978 nucleotides. RefSeq lists its product as uncharacterized. The coding region runs from base 1 to 978 and encodes 325 amino acids. NCBI's taxonomy places the organism in Eukaryota, Fungi, Ascomycota, Leotiomycetes, Thelebolales, Thelebolaceae. The record is from RefSeq and is a predicted model, not a curated record. The transcript is spliced from 4 exons.
AUGUCGCAACGCCUCACGAAAUAUUUUGUGCCCGCCACAGGUAUCGACAGAGAGGUCAUCACGACUGACAUCUGUCGGUACUUGGGCAACGAUGCGCUCGUGAAACCCGGGCAGCACAAGAACAGCAAAGGAGAGCCGAUCGCUGGCUACUUCAUCACCGCAUACCGUGCUCUCACAACGGAUCAAUUGACCGACAUCAAGGCCGACUCUGCAAGAUGGGGAGCAGAGCGGGCGAAAAACCAGACCAACAGGGGAUCACAGGGUGGAGGUAUCUCACCAUUGCGAGGUUCGGACGUAGGUGUUCGGUCUUCUAACAUUACACCAGACGUCGGGUACCGUUCGUCACUUACCCGGGCCCGGCAGCAGCAGCCGCCGUGGGACGAUGCCCCUCAACUCCAAGGAGGGGGAUAUUCCAUUUCAUCGCCGCAGCAGCAGCCAAACCAGGCAGGAGGAAGAUAUGAUGGCUACUCAGGUCAGCCGCAGCAGCCGCUGCAACCCUAUGGAGGACAGCCGGAAUACAAUCCCAAUCCAAACUACUCAUAUGGGACGCCCGUCCAGUAUGGUCUUUCACAAGCACCUUCCCAACCACCACAGACAGGAUACGCACCGCCCAACCCUAGGUACGGGGAGGGCAGAGGUAUGAACCAGGGCUACCAGCCUGACAACCGCGCGCCUCCACAGGGAUACUUCGACCAGCCACCGAUCAUGCCUCAAGGUCGGGGACAGCCAGUUCCUCCACCGCAGCAGUACCAGCAGCGCGACAGUUUACCAGGCCAGGAUCCCUACAACUACAACGGCGGCCGUGGUCCUCAAGAAGACCAAAACAUGGAGUAUGAUGGAUAUGAGGAAGAGUUCUCGGACCAGUCGAACCAGGCGCCGAAGCCGACCAGCUCGGGGCAGUCAAGGCAUCGCAGCGAGAGGAGCGACAGAGAUCCGGAGAGGCGCGCCGACAGACAUCCUGGGAAACAUCGCCGUUAG